AACAAAGUGAGCAAGCCUUGGCUGGCAAGAUGUGCCCUUGUAGCAAACUUUGGCAACCAACCAGAACCGCUGUAUCUCGCUUACGAAGCAGCGCAAAUUUAAAGACUUUUAAGGAUAAGAACGUGAAGAUUUUGGAGGCAAAGAUACAUAGAGUUUACAUUGAAAUGUUUUUUGAGUGUGAAGUAAUGGACGAUGCAUGGAUUGGCGCCAUGGCCAUGGGUUUAAACUUUUUUUUUGGUCCUAUAUCAAGUGCAUUGUGUGAUCGUUUUGGAUGCCGUGUUGUGUCCUUUGCUGGUGCGUUACUAUCCGUCUCAGGGUUGUUCCUAACCUCCUUCAUACAAGAAGUUCAUAAGAUGUAUGUGACCUACGGGCUUGUAUGGGGAAUAGGUUCUAGUUUCUCCUUUGUGUCGUCCAUCGUUGUCCUGGGUCAAUACUUUGAUAGAAGAUUGGCGCUUGCCAAUGGGAUUGCAACAUCCGGAAGUGGGGUAGGCUCUCUUGUUGCCGGGCCGGUCAUAAAUUACCUACUGGCAUCUGUCGGAUGGAAACACUCCAUGCGCAUUUUGAGCGCGUUUGCUGGACUGUUAUGGAUUGCAGCUAUGAUCUUUAAACCAAGGAAAAAUCUUCAGUCUACCAAGGAAAGAAGAUGUACCAAGUUAUUUGAUACUUCAAUAUGGAAGAGUAAAGCGUACGUUUUGUGGGUCACUACUGUAGCUGUGUUUCAAUUUGGUUAUCUCAUUCCAUUUAUUCACCUGGUGAGGUAUGCCGAAGAUUUAGGAGUUCCAAAAUCUAAAGGCGCUUGGCUGAUUGGUUUUCUAUCCAUCACCUCAACGCUUGGUCGAGUGGUAUUUGGCAAGAUUUCCGACUUUAAAUUCGUCAACAGGCUCUACCUGUACCAAUUUUCGAUAUUUUCCAUUGGAUUGAGCACUCUCCUGUGUCCUCUGCUCAAAAACUAUGCAGGACUUGUGGGUUAUGCUUUGAUAUUUGGAUUUUUUGACGGAUGUUUUGUGGGCCAAGUGGCGGUGAUUACGGCUGAUGUGGUCGGACGCGAUAAGCUUUCUCAAGCAGUGGGCAACAUGUUUGGAACUCUGGCGAUACCAAUGAGUCUUGGUCCUCCGCUUGCAGGUUGGCUGCAUGAAGUAUUCGGUACCUAUGAUGAAGCAUUUUAUAUAGCCGGUUCUGUGGCGUUAUUUUCUUCGCUCAUGAUUUUUGGGGUGAACUGUAUGAUUCGAAAGCAGUCUAUAGCAAGGAGGCAAUUGGGAUUUAAAAACGACACUUCUUUGAAUAUUUCUGAAGCUGAAACGGCAUCUGACUCUGUUUACAAAAAUACAGAAUCACAGCCGAUGCUGGAAGAGGAGCACAUUGUCACCAAUAAACUUUGCAAGCUUCACUGCGCUUUAAGAACAAGCAAGGAACUUCUGGUGGUUGAGAGAGAAACUGUUUUAUAGCAUUUUUAGAGAUUCUUAGAUUACUGAUAAUGCAAUUUUCAACAGAGUGUAGAAACUUGUCCAGGACUGCUUUGGUUUUGCUUUGCUUCGCUGUGUCCUUGGUCUAAAAAACUCGGCCUCUUUUCCAACCAAUCAGAUGCAAAUCUUAAACCAACAGCGACUUUGUCACUUGCGAAGUGUGUCCAUCAAAUAACUUUUUUUGACACGGUGUGUCUGAACGGUGGGUUUAAACACAUAGGGUGAUCGAAUAUGCCCUAGCAACCAACUAAAACUGGAAAAUAUCCCCGUGAUAAACCUCAAGUGAUAUUCCCUAAUCUUCGAAUGUUCGUCUACCACAGUGAAAGUGUUCUUUUGAAUUCAAUUCAAAAUGAUAGACCAUUUAUACCUUGCUGCAGAAGACGGGACGUCGAACCGGAGAACAUUGAAAAGUAAAUAUCCCAUGCAGCAAACUGAAAGCUGUUCGUAAACAUUUUUCCUGCACGUUGCUAAAUUAUUUGAAAUAUAAUGAAUACAACAGCCUCCAGUCAGCGUUAAAAUAUACAUGCAUAUUUAUCCGUGUACAUGAUCUGUUCUUCAGCCUUGCAGUUUUCCUGGAGCUUCGCUCUCUGAAAACUGUUCACAACUUGGGACAGAUGACAUUCGCGGAACUUGAUAUCCGUACGUAUUCCCGCGCCUUAUGGAAGCUAUAGUUUAUUAAAUGUCAUAUAUCAUGGAGACGUGCGUGUUUUAUAGUUUAGUGGCAGCGGUGGGGCUCAGGGAUAUUUUCAGAAGCAAAGGUUAACAACUGCAUUGUUUACGUGACUAUCAUCGAUAUUUCACCAUGAUUUCACAUACAUCGCGUGACCUGACAAGGUCAAGGAACACGAAGCUAAGUUCAGACCAAUUACUUAACAAAAAAGUGCA
Molecule: messenger RNA, 2348 nt
Organism: Pocillopora verrucosa
Lineage: Eukaryota; Metazoa; Cnidaria; Anthozoa; Scleractinia; Pocilloporidae
Source: RefSeq, a predicted model, not a curated record